AUGGAUAAAGAAUUCGUACCUCAUAUAAAAUUUUCUUCGCUUUCUGAUAUUUAUCCAGAAUUAAGUCUUCCUUCGCAAAUAACAAGAUAUAAAAAAUUAAUUGACUCGUUUGAAAAAUUAUAUAAUCGUAAACCGAAAUUUAUUGCACGUUCACCGGGUAGAGUGAAUUUAAUUGGAGAACAUAUCGAUUAUGCAGGGUUUGGAGUAUUGCCUAUGGCGAUUAGUAGGGAUGUAUUGAUUGCUGUCGAUACUAUUCAUGAAGGAGAAGAAAAUGAUAUGAAGGUUAGAGUAGCAAAUGUAUUAAAUGAAAACUAUCCACCAAGGAAUUGGAAAUAUGAAGGGAAAGAGAAGAUCGUAGAAAUUGAAGUUAAAGAAGGGAUUUCUGAAUGGGGAAAUUAUCCCAAAAGCGGUUAUAAAGGAAUCGUUCAACAUUCAUCACUAGACAAACCUAAAGGGAUGUAUUUAUUGGUUGAUGGAAACGUUCCCCCGGGAGCAGGAUUAUCUAGCUCUGCGGCCUUUAUUUGUUCAGUUUGUAUCGCGACCUGUUCUUCUAAUGAUGUAAAGUUAACAAAAAAAGAAAUUGUAGAAAUUGCAAUUGAGGCUGAAAGAUCUAUAGGAAUGAACGCGGGUGGUAUGGAUCAAACCGCUUCAAUGUUUUCAUUAAAAGAUCAUGUUUUAUACAUUCAAUUUUUACCAUCACUUUGCGCGACACCAACAAAAUUACCAUCCACUAAUCCUCCAAUUGCGUUCGUUAUAGCCAAUUCUCUUAUUACCUCUGAUAAGAUAGUUACUGCACCAACCAAUUAUAAUUUAAGGGUCGUGGAAACAAAAUUAGCCGCCCAUCAUUUAGGUCAAUGUCUAUUUAACAAGCCUUGUGAAAAUUUGAAACAAGUUAGCGAUUUAUAUUCAAACAGUAUUGAAGUUACUAUCGAGAAUUUAAUUAAAUUAUUGGAUUACAUUGAAAAGGUUUAUGAAAACAAUCAUGAUGGGUUCACUCUAGAUGAAUUAAGUUCACUUUUGAAUUUGAAUCAGGAUGAAAUUAAGGAUAAAUUUCUGAGUAGAUUUCCCGUUAAAGCAGAAAAAUUUCAAUUAUAUAAAAGAUCUAAACAUGUUUUUGAGGAGUCGUCGAGAGUAUUAAAAUUUUAUGAGUUAUGUUCGAAAAGUGAAGCGAGAGGAUCGAUUUUCGAAGAAUUAGGUAAUUUGUUGAAUGAAAGUCACAAAAGUUGUAAAGAAUUGUUCGAAUGUUCUUGCGAUGAACUGGAUGAUUUGGUAAAAAUUUGUUUGGAUGGUGGUGCAGUUGGUAGCAGGUUAACCGGUGCUGGAUGGGGUGGUUGUACCGUUUCUUUAAUUCGCGAGAAUGAGAUCGACAAAUUUAUUAACUUUGUUAGUGAAAAAUAUUAUAAUGUUAGAUUUUCACAUUUAUCACAUAAUGAUUUAGAAAAUUUCAUUUUUGCUACUAGACCCGGAGGUGGGGCGGCUAUCAUUGAAAAUUUAUUUAAUUAA
Molecule: messenger RNA, 1503 nt
Organism: Funneliformis caledonium
Lineage: Eukaryota; Fungi; Glomeromycota; Glomeromycetes; Glomerales; Glomeraceae
Source: the annotation of a GenBank genome assembly